AUGGCCGCCUCUCGCCGCCUCGCGCGGAAGCUGCCGUCGCUGAUCUCCCGCCAUCAGCGCCUCAUCUCCCCGGAGACUGACGCACCUGAACUCACCGAAGCCCCCACCACCUCCGCAUCCAUCCCGCUCGACCCCUCAUUGCCCGUCCUUCCGCUCGCCGUCUCCCAUCUCUCGCCGCCUAACCCGCUCCCAGUGCUCCCCUCCGCUCACGCCUCCUCCCCCGCCUCUCUCUUUCGUCUCCUCCGCCGAGCGCGCCACCACCCGCGACUCGCUGCGCUCGACCUCCACAUCCUCCUGGCCGCGGCCGACGCAUCCUCCGCUUUCCGACCCGACCACGGCCUCACGUCCCUCCUUACCGCCCGCCUCGCGGCUUCCCGCCGCCUCCCUUCGCUCCAGCGCCUCCUGGAGCUCGUCCUCACCCGCCCCUGCCCCUGCGCCGACGACUCCAUCUUCGCAUGCCCCGAGCUCCUCCCCACCUUCCGAAAGGCUAUCGUCGCCUUCGCCGCCUCCGGCGACAUCCCCGCCGCAUCCCAAGCACUCGCCUCUCUCCGGCGCGUCGCUGAUUCCCCGCUCCCGCUCCCCGCCGAGUUCUACAACAUCAUCCUCCACGCUCUCUCCCGCCUCCGCCGCCACGACGAUGCCAUCCGCUUCUACGGCGAAAUGACCUCCGUCCACCGCGUCAACCCGGAUGCCUACACAUUCAACAUACUCAUCAACAGCUCCUGCCGGGCGGAAGGUGUAGACGCCGCCAUGCGAUGGUUUGGUGAGAUGCAGCGCCGGAGCUGUGCACCUACCGGCGUUAGUUUCAACACACUUAUGCGUGGGUUCAUCAGAGAAGGCAGGUAUAAGGAGGGAAUAAAGGUGGCACGUGAGAUGCUUGAGCUUGGGGUCGGGCUGUCCGUUGCGUCCAUGGAGAUUUUGAUUGGUGGAUUGUGCCGUGGUAGCGAGGCUCUAAAGGCAGCUGAGGUGUUUGCUGAGUUUUGGGGGGAUGGGGUGGUGCCAGAAGGGUUUGAUUGCUUUGAACUUGUUGACGCUCUGUGCCGUGGUGGGAAGGUGGACAGAGCAGUGGAAGCUGUGGACAUGGUAUUAGAGAGGAAUAUGAAAUGCUGUCUCAGUGUGCCUGCUGGCGUUACGGUUUUGGAGUGUCUGAUGAAGGAAGGGAAGCUGGAUGAGGUUUGCCGGUUGAUGUGGAUAAUGAUUGAUCAGGGGAUUGUUCCGGAUGCAAUUUCUUGUACCUGCAUCUUUGAGGCGCUUUGCGAAGCUGGGAGGACAGCUGAUGCCAACCAGCUAAGGGUGUUUGCUAAGGAGAAGGGUUUUGAGGCUGAUGGUGAAACUUAUCAUGUGCUGGUGCAGGGAUUUGGGAGGCAGGGGAAAAGAAAGGAAGGGAAGGCUGUGUUGGACGAAAUGCUUGAUUUAGGAUUUAUACCAAACAUUGCCUCUUAUAAUAGGCUUCUUGGUGGCUUGCAUAAGUGA
This is a messenger RNA of Miscanthus lutarioriparius, 1473 nucleotides long. The record is from the annotation of a GenBank genome assembly. NCBI's taxonomy places the organism in Eukaryota, Viridiplantae, Streptophyta, Magnoliopsida, Poales, Poaceae.